Messenger RNA from Oikopleura dioica, 1449 nucleotides. The record is from the annotation of a GenBank genome assembly. NCBI's taxonomy places the organism in Eukaryota, Metazoa, Chordata, Appendicularia, Copelata, Oikopleuridae.
AUGUUCGCUGGGAAAUCGACUGAGCUCCUGCGAAGAAUUAUGCGAUACCAGUUAGCCAAGAAAAAAUGUAUCGUGAUCAAAUACGCGAGGGAUAAUAGAUAUGGUCUCAAAGACAUAACGAGACACGAUCAACACACUAUCGAAGUCAUAUCAGCUCUGGAAUUGGGCGCGAUUCCUGGAAAAUGUCUCGAACAAGUCGAUGGUAUAAUUGGAAUCGAUGAAGGGCAAUUCUACCCAGACUGCAUCCGUUUCGCGGAGCUCAUGGUGAAUAAAGGAAAGAUUGUCAUCAUUGCUGCCCUCGAUGCAGAUUUUAAAGGACGAAGUUUCAACGGAAUCACUGACUUGGUACCCUCCGCCGAAAAAGAUUCUCCUGAACCGAAAUUCCAAUCACAAGACAGCUCUGUUCAAAUGAAAUUUUAUGGAAAAGAAGAGCUCGAGAAGGUCGCCUGCUCGAAUCAAUUCACUGUCACUCUUGAGUUUCCUCAUGUCGGAAGAGAACAUGCGCCGCAGUAUUUUACCUCGAGUUCUUUGGGCGAAAAUGAGUGUCAAAUCGGAGUCAUUCACAGAACUAGCGCGGCGAGAGCGAUCUCGGAUAUGUCCAGCAAAACUUGUCGUUUUUCCGAAGGCGAUGUUGGAAAAUCGGUUGAUAUUCGCAAAGACUUCGAAAAAUCCUCAUUUUCUCUUGAUGAUGAGUACGAUCUUUCUCUGUGCGAGGAGAAUAAGAAAACCGGCUCGGAUCCCCAAUCACUUGGAAAGUUCUAUAACGCUAUUUACUCAAGCGAUAUGAGUGUUCUUAUCUAUCGAGAUGGGGACGUUUGUGAAAACGAUUUAAAAUACGAUUCAAUCAUAAACACCAACUGUCUGGUUGAAAAAUCCGAAGAUGGCUAUGCGUUUACUUUCGAAUGGAACAGGAACGAAGUCUGCCAAGAAAAGCUCGAAACUGUCUGUGGAAUGAUUCUAGUCGGACACGACGUCAGCUCGAUCAUGCGCCAGCCGAUUAGUCUCAUCGAGAAGCUAUCACGAGAAAAUGUCGACGACCAGAAAGACUUAUUUAACGCAUUGCUAGAAUCAGUUGAAAGCUGCUUUCAAUCUACCAUUUCUGAAUUUGCAGAAAAUCCAUCCGAGAAGAACGCAGCGCGGAAAUCCAGAAACAAAAAAAAUCAAACUCCAGAAGACUCGAAAACCUCAAGACUUCAACGCGAAAUGAUCGAUUUGGUUGGAAUACUGGUUUCAAAGUCUGAUCGACUUGAGCCUGAAUUCGCCUUGCUUCAGCUCGAAAUUAUCAUUAUACUGGCGAAAAACGCCACAAAAGAUUUCAAAAACGCAAUCUACAACUUCUUGUACAACGAAAUCGCCGAAGAGUGCGAGGAAAGUUGCCAAGGAUUGAAAACAGAAGACAUUCUAGUUCGCAAUCAUGAGUUGGUUUCUUUGUGGCUUCUUCUAAAAUAA